This is a messenger RNA of Penicillium concentricum, 996 nucleotides long. RefSeq names its product aldo/keto reductase family protein. The transcript has 4 exons. Bases 1 to 996 code for a protein of 331 amino acids. Gene Ontology annotation, molecular function: oxidoreductase activity. Lineage: Eukaryota; Fungi; Ascomycota; Eurotiomycetes; Eurotiales; Aspergillaceae. The record is from RefSeq and is a predicted model, not a curated record.
AUGAAUAUCAGAGGCCGCAAGCAGAUUCAGGUCCCCUCGCCUGCAUUUGGCACUUUUACCCUAGAGGGCUGGAGUCCAACCGGUGAUCCACAGAAAACAAUCCAGAUAAUUCGCACAGCCAUUCAUGCCGGAUGUCGUCAUCUUGACUGUGCAUGGGAAUACAAUGUAGAUGCCGAGGUUGGCGAGGCGCUUCGCCAGUCCGGCGUCCCACGCAAAGAGAUAUUCGUCACCCAUAAACUGUGGGUCAACUUUGGCGCUCCCCAAAAUGUGGAGGUUGCGUUGGACCUGGCUCUCCAGCGAAUAGGGAUUGAUUAUGUCGAUUUAUUCCUGGUUCACUAUCCUGUCGCCGUCAAGCCGGCCGGGGAUCUCCGUAAGGCGUGGAUAUCCGAAGCGACGACCAUAGCGGAUCAGGGCUGUGCAGCCGAUGAAAAGGGCAACAUUAUUCCAGACCUGGAACAUUGCCCAACAUCAGUCGCUGCGCUCAAUGGAGCGGUUGGAGUUUCGAACUUCGACGUCGAACAUGUGCAAGAAAUCCUCGAUGCUCAGAGUGACUCUGAUGACGAAGUCCCGCUUUCAUGCAACCAGAUCGAAUGCCAUCCCUGGUUUCCCAAUCAGCGACUGGUUGAGUUCUUACUAGAACACAACAUCCUGGUCAUGGCGUACAGUCCAUUUGCGUCUGUCAAAUACGAGUAUGGAGUCUUCCCACCUGAGCCGUUCAUGCCUUAUGGAACGACUCUGUUAGGAGACGAAACAGUACAACAGAUUUCAGCCAAGAAUGGCAUGAGUGCCAGUCAAGUCUUGCUUAGCUGGGCAGCUCAACGAUCUACAUUGCCGGUAUCUAGGAGCCGCUCCUCACAGCAUCAGCAGGAGAACCUUCUAUGGAAGGAAUUGCCGCAGGAGGAUGUGCAAACACUGGCAACUUUGGAAUUGGACGGUGCAAUUGGGAAGUCUACCGCGACAAUAUACUUCCCUGGAAUCAAGGUAUACAACUUGUAG